Messenger RNA from Cebus imitator (Panamanian white-faced capuchin), 611 nucleotides. Its product is annotated as host cell factor C1 regulator 1-like. The transcript has 2 exons. The record is from RefSeq and is a predicted model, not a curated record. The coding region runs from base 1 to 381 and encodes 126 amino acids. Lineage: Eukaryota; Metazoa; Chordata; Mammalia; Primates; Cebidae.
AUGCAAGAUCUAGUGACUCGCAAGAAGUUUGAAUCUAAACGUAGGGAAGGCUCCCUUUCUUUGACCCAGUUGUAUGCCUUUGGGUUCAUAACUCUGACUCGCGGCCUGGACGCCAGGGAGCCUCUGAGCAAGCAGUUUCUGUCGGAGGAGAACACAGCCACCCAUUUCUCUCAACUCAGCCUGCACAAUGACCACCCCUACUGCAGCCCCCCUAUGGCCUUCCCCCCGGCCCUGCCCCCACUCAGGAACUCUUGCUCUGAGCUGCUUCUCUGGCGAUACCCUGGCAGCCUCAUCCCUGAAGCCCUCUGGCUGCUAAGGCAGGGGGACACCCCCAGUCCCUCCUACCCUGCCACCCCAGCUGGGGACAUAAUGGAGCUCUGAGUGCUAGUGGACAGCACCCCUCCCACCUUCCUUCUUCCCCACAACAGAAGAGACCAGCGACUCCCGCAAAGGGACAAGGAGCCUCCGUCUCCUCCAGACCAGGCAUCUGGGCACCAAGACCUUCCCUCAACAGAGGACACUGAGCACAAUGAAGCUCUGGGAUGAGAGGGCUGGGAGCAUGGGAAGGGAGGCAUCCCACCCCCAAGAAGAACUGAAUAAAGAUUGCUGAG